UGCAAUGCAGUAGAAGUGCCACAAAUAUAGCCUUUGUUGGAUCGGAGAGAAGAGGAAUGGGGAGGCCGGCGAAAGACGAAAGCCGAUGCAAGCGGCAUCCGAAGCACCGGCAGUCGGUCGGAGUCUGCCCCUUCUGCCUCCGCGAGAGGCUCUCUCACCUCACCCACCCCUCCUCCUCCUCCUCCGCUGUCUAUCUUUCUUCUUCCUCGGCCUCUUCAUCGCCCUACAGCACUUCCGACUCUGACCUCUCUUCUUAUGCUUCCACUCCCCCGCACCACUGCGACGUGAAGAGACCCAAGGGAUGGCUUCUUCCCGAACCACGUGUCGCAGCGCGAGGAGGUAAGUUGACCAAGAGCCUGUCCCUGGUCUUCGUCGUCCGAAGCCACGAAGAGAACGAGAAAGAGAAGAAGAUAAUGGCGGAUCAUAAAGGGAAAGAGAAGGAGAAGACGAAGAAGAAGAAAUCGAGGUUUUGGUCGAAGCUGCUGAGCGGGUCGAACGGGAGACAGAAGAAAAGAAUGGCUGGUGGCGCCUUGCUGCACUCCCACACCUUCAAGGAGAAGCCUUCUCCCAAGUUGGUCUUGUUCGCCUAGCAGAAGCAUUCGAUUCUUUUGUCUCGUGGUGGUAGUUUGAGUUCAUGUUUCCUGAGAACUGUUCCUUAAUUCAUUGUACAUACACAUAUCAACAAGAGAGAGUGUUUCUUUGGUUACAAACAGAAGAAAGCAAGAGAUACAUACAGGCCAAUCAA
Messenger RNA from Musa acuminata subsp. malaccensis (wild Malaysian banana), 745 nucleotides. RefSeq lists its product as uncharacterized. Lineage: Eukaryota; Viridiplantae; Streptophyta; Magnoliopsida; Zingiberales; Musaceae. The record is from RefSeq and is a predicted model, not a curated record.